AUGAGUAAAGAUCAUCUUUUAUUGAUUAUUAAUCGAUGGAAAAAUGAAACAUAUAGUUUAUCUCACCAAUUAAAAUCUUUGAAAAGUGAUUAUGAAAAAGAAUAUUUUCAUCUUCAACAAAAACUAAAUCAAUAUCAAUAUGAAAAUAUUUUAUUGAAAAAUUCUAUUCAAUCUUUACCAAAAAAUUUAAAUCAAUCAACAAUUUCUCAUCAAAUUUCUAUUUUAUGUCAAGUUUUUAUUCACAAUCUAAAUACUUUAUUAUUAUCAGAAAAAACAAUUGAAGAAAAACAAGAAUUAAUACCAAAUAUUCCUCCAAUUAUUGAAAAUAUUGAAACAAAUAUCAAACAAAUUGGAUAUUUAAUCAAUAAUAUCAAUGAAAAUUGUUCAAAUCAUUUAAAAUCUAGAUAA
Messenger RNA from Adineta steineri, 408 nucleotides. The record is from the annotation of a GenBank genome assembly. Lineage: Eukaryota; Metazoa; Rotifera; Eurotatoria; Adinetida; Adinetidae.